AUGGGAAAGGCCAAGAAGACCAGAAAGUUUGCCCUUGUGAAGAGAACCAUCAACACAAAGAAGGACCAGCGACUGCAAGCGAACAAGGAAAAGAUAGUACAGAAAGAUGACCCCGAGCUGACGAGAAGUGUUCCUCAGGUCUCCAGUGCUUUGUUCUUUCAGUACAACGAAGCUAUCAAACCCCCAUAUCAAGUUUUGAUCGAUACCAACUUUAUAAAUUUCUCCAUCCAGAAGAAGGUCGACAUAGUGAAAGGUAUGAUGGAUUGUUUGCUGGCCAAAUGCAAUCCCUUGAUUACCGAUUGUGUGAUGGCAGAGCUGGAGAAACUGGGUCCAAAAUUCCGAAUUGCUCUGAGACUGGCCAGGGAUCCGAGAAUCAAGAGACUCAGUUGCUCGCAUAAGGGAACAUACGCGGACGACUGCCUGGUGAAUAGAGUGCUUCAACACAAGUGCUACAUCGUGGCGACCAACGAUGCGGGAUUGAAGCAACGUGUGAGGAAGAUCCCGGGUAUCCCGCUGAUGAGCGUAGGCGGGCAUGGCUACGUCAUCGAGAAGCUUCCCGACGCCUUUUGA
This is a messenger RNA of Torulaspora globosa, 570 nucleotides long. It is a transcript of the gene FCF1, whose product is annotated as rRNA-processing protein FCF1. NCBI's taxonomy places the organism in Eukaryota, Fungi, Ascomycota, Saccharomycetes, Saccharomycetales, Saccharomycetaceae. The transcript has a single exon. Bases 1 to 570 code for a protein of 189 amino acids. The record is from RefSeq and is a predicted model, not a curated record. Gene Ontology annotation, cellular component: small-subunit processome; nucleolus.